CCUGGGACGCUGCGCCCGGCCCUCCGCUCCGGAGCAGGCCCCCGAGUGAGCCCCCCGAGCCCCAGCCAUGGCUUCUCUGCUCGCCAAGGACGCCUAUCUGCAGAGCCUGGCCAGGAAAAUCUGCUCCCGGCCCAGCCCCGAGCCGCACAAGCGCAAGUCGGGCAAAACUCAAGGCUCAGAAGCUGCUGGACCCCCAAAAAAGAAGAGAAAGAGAGCACAGAAGAAAUCCCGGGAGCGGGGGCAGAAGGCUGUGGAGCCCCAGGCCCAGGCCUUGGGGGGAAAGCCUCGUGCAGCUUCCCAGGCCCGGAAGCCAGCAGCAGCCAAGGAGGAGAAGACCUCUGGCCCUUCCACGGAUUCCUUCUCUGCAGAUGGCCUGGCUGCAGAGUCUGACUCUGUCUUCGCUCUGGAGGUUCUGCGGCAGCGGCUGCACGAGAAGAUACGGACGGCCCAAGGCCAGGGCGGCACCAACGAGCUGUCCCCGGCCGCUUUGGAGAAAAGACAGCGGCGGAAACAGGAGCGAGACCGGAAGAAGAGGAAACGGAAGGAGCUGCGAGCAAAGGAGAAGGCGGCAAAGGCUGGGGGGGCCGCGGAGGCUGCAGAGCCGCCCCCUGAGGGGCCCGGCAAGGAGGCGCAGAGACAGCCAGGGCUGCUGUUCAACAAGGUGGAGGUGAGCGAGGAGCAGCCGGCCAGCAAGGCCCAGCGCCGGAAGGAGAAGCGGCAGAAGCUGAAGGGGAACCUGACGCCGCUGACCGGGAAGAACUACCGGCAGCUGCUGGAGCGGCUGCAGGCGCGGCAGAGCCGGCUGGAGGAGCUGCGGGAGCAGGACGCGGGGAAGGCGCGGGAGCUGGAGAGCAAGAUGCAGUGGACCACCGUGCUGUACAAGGCGGAGGGCGUGAAGGUCCGCGACGACGAGCACCUGCUGCAGGCGGCCCUGAGGCGCAAGGAGAAGCGGCGGGCCCAGCGGCAGCGCAGGUGGGAGAAGCGCACGGCCCACGUGGUGGAGAAGAUGCAGCGGCGGCAGGACCAGCGGCGGCAGAACCUGCGCAAGAAGAAGGCGGCCAAGGCCGAGCGGCGCAUGGAGAAGGCCCGCAGGAAGGGCCGGGUCCUGCCCGGGGACCUGGAGCGGGCUGGCCUGGCCUGAGGGGCUGCAGGCAGACCGCUCCCCACCUGGGCACCUUCCCACCUGCCGCUGCUAGUGUGACGCUGGGCAAGUACCUGUCUGCAGACUCGCUCAGGGGCUUGGGUCUGUGUGCAAGAGGGGACACCACUGAGAACCAGGGGGAGGGGCGAACCAGAUCCAGGCUCCGGCCUUCUCUUUCGAGGCUGGAAAGCCCCCGCCGGAGUUUGCAGGUGAGGGUCGGGGAGCAGUGCGGGGCAUGGGGACUUGGGGCAGUCACUGCUCCUCCUCCCUCUCCUGUGUUCACAGCAGCAGGAGGGAACGGCCUUGGUAACAACCUGUGUCCAACACUCACUUGGAAGGGACAAAAACCCAACUGCUCUUGUCCGAGCCAAAGGCGGAGCUGACCACUCGGUCGCUGGGAGACAGGAGACCCCAGGCCUCACUGAGUGGAAUUAUUCUAAGUUUAUUUGUACAGUUCAAGCUAAACAUGCACGUAAAGAACCCUUAAGGCAACCCCUGAAAGACAGGAACUGUCGUAAACUGAGGAAGAAAAAGGCGGGGUGGGGCGAUGUCCGUCCGGAAGUGGGGAGAAGAGCCGAGAGCGAGAGGUGAGAACAGGAUGGUGGAAUGAGCCCAAGCCCGCGGUGGCCGAAUGGGUGCGAGGUUAGGGUCAUGUGGACGUCUCUGUAAAGCUGCUAAUAAGACUUCUGAUGGAACCAGUUGCGAACAGAUUGUAGCUGCAGAGAAGCUGGCGUGGCUGUGGCUCGGCGGGCCGGCAGGUAGGAUGCCCCGCUGUUCUCGGAACAGCCCUGCCGAGCACCAGUAACAGCUUCCAGUCUGUUCACAAACCGCAGGGAGAAUGUAUUUCACUUACAGAUGGGGGGGGGGGGGAGGUUAACAUCUCUGAGAAACUGGUCAUCAGGCAGACGAAAGCCAGGUGGGUACGGGAGGUCUGGUAGUGGAGCUCACAAGCGCCAGCAAUGACGCGACAGUGUGUGUGGAAGCCGAACCCACCCUGCCAGCUCAGAAAGUGAUGGGGCCCCACCACCUGCCAGUCACAGUUCAGUUGACAUCACACAAAGUAUGUGACCCAGCCACAGCACAGGUUAGUUUUACAAUGUUGGGCUCACUCCCCAGCAGGGGGCGUGCAGGAGGCGGCCAGUGAGUGUUGAUGUGUGUCUCGUAGGUUUCUCUCCUGCUCCCUCCCUCUCUCUCUAAAACACU
This is a messenger RNA of Molossus molossus (Pallas's mastiff bat), 2344 nucleotides long. It is a transcript of the gene SURF6, whose product is annotated as surfeit 6. The record is from RefSeq and is a predicted model, not a curated record. NCBI's taxonomy places the organism in Eukaryota, Metazoa, Chordata, Mammalia, Chiroptera, Molossidae. The transcript has 5 exons. Gene Ontology annotation, molecular function: RNA binding; DNA binding. Bases 68 to 1141 code for a protein of 357 amino acids. Gene Ontology annotation, cellular component: nucleolus. Gene Ontology annotation, biological process: ribosomal large subunit biogenesis; ribosomal small subunit biogenesis.